GCGGACAAAGCUUUUUUUUUUUUUUUCGAAAUUCAACAACAACCCUAGAUUAAAAAAAAAAAAAACCAGUGUCUGCAUAGAGGCAAUGUAGAUUUGAUUCUUGCUGAAAAAUGGACAAACCUCAGAAGAAUCCUACUUCCCAGAUCGGAACUUCAACUCCCAAAUCCAAAUUCGAGGAUUCUCCAGUGUUCAACUACAUAAGCAAUCUCUCUCCAAUUGAGUCGGUCAAAUCUAUCUCCACUGCUCAAACGUUUAGCUCUCUGAGUUUCACAUCUCCUCCUCCUGUUUUUACCUCUCCUCACGUCAAUUCUCACAGAGAAUCUAGAUUCUUCAGAUGUCAUAACUCUGUUGAUCGUGCAAAGCACUUAGAGUCUUUAGAUGGAUCUGCUAUUAAAGAAGAAGGUGUAGUACCAUUAGUUGAAGAUCUAAAUAAAGAAGCUUCUUUGGAAGAUGAAGAAGAAACUUCCGUUGAAACGUCUUAUGAGCUGCCACAGAUCUUGAAGUUUGGCAGCCAAACUCCUGAGGAUAGUGAUUCUCCUUGCAGUGAAGAUGUUGUUAUUGAAGCUUCAUCUGAUCCUCCUCGAGGAGACGGUGGUUCGUCUUCCGAGGAUGUUAAGAUGGGGCUUCAGAAUAUGCUUGUUGUUCGGGAAGAGAAGGACACUCCUGAUUGUGGACGUUUGAUCUCAGAUGCUACUGAGCUGUUAGUAUUUCGGUCUCCGAAUGAUUCAGAGGCUUUUAGAUGUUUGGUGGAUAAAAUAUCGAGCUCAGAAAGACGGUUCUGCGCUGGUGUCAAGUCAACAAAGCGGCCUAAAAUCACUGAAGAUAUUCCAGCCAAUGGAUCCAGUAAUGAAAAUGAGCCUUUAGCUGUGCUUCCCAACGAGUCUGUCUUUAACUUGCAUCGUGGUGGCAUGCGAAGACGCUGCCUUGACUUUGAGAUGCCAGGGAAGCGGAAGAAAGAUAUAGCUGAUGAUCAGCAAUCUGUGUGUGACAAUAAUGUGGCUGGUGAAUCUUCCUCGAGAUGUGUUGUACCUGGUAUUGGUCUUCAUCUUAACGCCGUUGCAAUGUCUGCAAAGGACAGUAACAUUAAUCUCAUACAUGACUAUUCCAUAUCUGGGGAGAUUCAAAAGAGUUUCUCAGGCUCUAUUACUCCAAUUCACUCCCAAGACACUGUGCAAGAAACUUCGGACCAGGCAGAAAAUGAACCUGUAGAAGAAAUUCCCAAAGCAUUGGCAUUCCCAGAGUUGAAUCUGGGCAGUCUUAAGAAAAAGAUGCGUAAAUCUGAACAAGCUGGAGAGGGGGAGUCAUGUAAGCGAUGCAACUGCAAAAAGUCAAAGUGUUUGAAGCUUUACUGUGAAUGCUUUGCUGCUGGGGUUUAUUGCAUAGAGCCAUGUUCAUGUAUAGAUUGCUUCAACAAACCUAUCCAUGAAGAAACUGUUUUGGCCACCCGCAAACAGAUUGAAUCCCGAAAUCCACUUGCAUUUGCUCCUAAAGUCAUCAGAAGCGCAGAUUCCAUCAUGGAAGCUGGUGAUGAUGCAAGUAAAACCCCAGCUUCUGCACGACACAAACGCGGCUGCAACUGCAAGAAAUCAAACUGUCUGAAGAAAUACUGUGAAUGCUAUCAGGGUGGAGUCGGCUGUUCCAUGAACUGUAGAUGCGAAGGAUGCAAAAAUGUAUUCGGCAGAAAAGAAGGGUCUUUACUUGUUAUCAUGGAGAGCAAACUAGAGGAGGAUCAGGAGACAUAUGAGAAAAGAAUAGCAAAAAUUCAACACAACAUCGAAGUGUCGAAAGAAGUGGAGCAGAACCCAAGUUCUGAUCAACCUUCGACACCACUGCCACCGUACAGACAUUUGGUGGUUCAUCAGCCAUUCUUGUCUAAGAACAGACUGCCUCCGACACAGUUUUUUCUUGGCACGGGUUCUUCCUCUUUCAGAAAACCAGAUAGUGGUUUGACGCAAUCACAGAAUGAGAAGAAGCCUCUUGAAACUGUGGCUGAAGACAAAACAGAGAUUAUGCCUGAGAUUCUCCUCAAUUCCCCUAUAGCUAACAUCAAGGCUAUCUCUCCCAACAGCAAGAGAGUCUCUCCCCCUCAACCCGGCUCCUCGGAAUCGGGCUCAAUCCUAAGGAGGAGAGGUAAUGGCCGGAAGCUGAUACUACGGUCUAUUCCAGCAUUUCCUUCUCUCAACCCAAAUCAGUGAAUCAAAAACAAUAUGGUUAAGCUAUGGAAAAAUUCUUGUAUCUUUGUAAUGUUCCAGAUCCUGUUAGCCUAUCACUGUUUCCAUAACAUAAGACAUUAGCAACGUUCUUGUAAGAUACUUUCAUUCUAGUAGGUAAUAUAAUAUCACAUUCUAG
This is a messenger RNA of Arabidopsis arenosa, 2349 nucleotides long. The record is from the annotation of a GenBank genome assembly. Lineage: Eukaryota; Viridiplantae; Streptophyta; Magnoliopsida; Brassicales; Brassicaceae.